This is a messenger RNA of Pochonia chlamydosporia 170, 1029 nucleotides long. RefSeq names its product glutathione S-transferase Gst3. Bases 1 to 1029 code for a protein of 342 amino acids. The record is from RefSeq and is a predicted model, not a curated record. Lineage: Eukaryota; Fungi; Ascomycota; Sordariomycetes; Hypocreales; Clavicipitaceae. The transcript has 3 exons. Gene Ontology annotation, cellular component: cytoplasm. Gene Ontology annotation, molecular function: glutathione transferase activity.
AUGGAUGACUUACAGGCUUCUUCCGGCAAGGUUACCGAUUGGGUUCACCCAGGUGAUAAGUCUGGCGAGUUCAAGCGACAGGUCAGUUCGUUCAGAGAUUGGAUCUCGCGAGAAGCUGGCGCAAAGUAUCCUCCCGAGAAGGGGCGAUAUCAUUUGUACGUCAGCUAUGCCUGUCCAUGGGCUUGUCGUACACUCGCUGCACGAAAGCUCAAGGGUCUAGAGGACAUCAUCUCGUACUCUGUCGUUCAUUGGCACCUUGGCCAAAAUGGCUGGCGCUUCGUGACCAAGGAUGAGAAGGAACCUGGCGAGAAUGUGAUUCCCGAUCCAAUCGAAGGCCAUGAGAGCUUUACGCACCUGAGACAGGUGUAUUUCGAGUCUGAGAAGGACUACUCGGGGCGAUUUACUGUCCCGGUUUUGUACGACAAGAAGACCAAGUCCAUUGUGAGCAACGAGAGCGCUGAGAUUCUGCGCAUGUUCAGCACUGAGUUUGACGACCUCAUUGACGAAAAAUACCGUUCCAUCGUGCUGUACCCCGAAAACCUCCGCUCGCAAAUUGACGAAACCAACACCUGGCACUACGACCUCAUAAACAAUGGCGUCUACAAGUCCGGUUUCGCAACCACAGCCGAAGCGUACGAGCGCAACGUGAUUGCUCUUUUCGAAGCUCUCGACAAGGCUGAGAAGCAUUUGCGUGAACAAAAGGACGGACCCUACUGGUUUGGCAAGAAUAUUACCGAGACCGAUAUCAGACUAUAUGUCACACUGAUCCGUUUCGACCCCGUUUACGUCCAGCACUUCAAGUGCAACAUUCGCGAUAUUCGUUCGGGCUAUCCCGCGCUGCAUAAGUGGAUGCGUAAUCUGUAUUGGAAUCAUGCUGCGUUCAAGGAUACCACGCAGUUUGAGCACAUCAAGUGGCAUUAUACCAGGAGCCAUACGCAGAUUAAUCCGCUUUCGAUUACGCCUGUUGGUCCUUUGCCAAAUAUUAUGGAGUUGGAUGAGGAGGUUCCUGCUGUUGCGGCAAAGAUUUAA